Ictalurus furcatus (blue catfish) is the source of this 2219-nucleotide messenger RNA. RefSeq lists its product as uncharacterized. The transcript has 3 exons. The coding region runs from base 973 to 1629 and encodes 218 amino acids. The record is from RefSeq and is a predicted model, not a curated record. Lineage: Eukaryota; Metazoa; Chordata; Actinopteri; Siluriformes; Ictaluridae.
UUAAUUUGUUGCCUUCUAUUGGUGGCAUGUUAUGUCUAGUGGAUACCAUUAAAGACCAAUAAUGAUAACGGUAAUGGUUUUAAUGGUUAGCUGAUGGUUUGCAAUGGUAUUUGUAGUGAAGCCAUUACAAUUUAUGUGAUAGUUUCUAUAGCUUUUUUCAGCAAGUGUGUGUGUGUGUGUGUGUGUGUGUGUGAGAGAGAGAGAGAGAGAGAGAGAGAGAGAGAGAUAUGUAUUUCAAGCCAACUGUCACUUGGCAUCACUUAAAAAGACUGGAUAGCUCAGAUCUCUGAUUGCUGUACAAUUGACGUACUGUUCACACUAUCAAAAAAAAAAAGUGUCUGGAGAGCGGCUUUUGAUUUUAACUCGGUGUAGCUUUAAAGUUAAAAUGUUACCAUGGGUCAUAAAAAAAGGAUUGCAUGCAUAAUUAUACACACCUAGACUAUGUUUCUGAAGGUAUUUUAUGAAUGUCAUAAAUAUACAACCUUCCAUCUGACAUUUGAAGCAAUACAAAUAACACUGACAUUAUUUUUAAAUGAUUGUACAAGUACACAUAAAAUCUUCCAACACAAAGGUUUGAAAGGUCAGGGCAAGAGAGUCGUUACAUAGAACUAAAUGAUGCUACAUUGAAUGUCUUUGGAUCUUUGGAUUUGGAUUAAAAGUUAUAGGUUCCUAAAGAGAUUGUAUUUCCUCCCAGAAGAUGAUCUACCUGGCGUGAGUCAUUUGAGCAGAUUAUCAUCUUCCAAUCAUGGCUGCUUUUGUCUAGACCUUCCUGGUGAACAUAUGCUUUAGGUAUUUUAUGAGUGCAGGUCUUGGUAGUGCUGUGGCCACUGACUGAGGUGCUGAGCUUCGGUUCUUCAGCUGCAGUGGUACCCUUAUCUGAGGCACAAAGUGAAGAUUGAUGUUUUAGGCAUUGAGAAUUGAUCUGGGACAUUGUUACUUGUCUUGUUACUUAACUUAUGUUGACUUAUGUAAAUGUGUGUGUACGUGUGUCCAAUUCUAACCUACAGAAACAUGGUAACUCCUGAGCAAGUCACAGCAUAUUUAGAGGUCAGUGGUGGGAAAUACGCCAAGAUUGAGUCAAAGAGGCGCACCGGGACUCACCAGUUAGUUGUUAAAAGUUCACAGAAAUCUGCACCUGGCUUGACUGUGUACAAGGUGACAAGGCAAGACAAAAGUGUCGUGAUGGCAUUCUGUUUCAAGCUGAAAGAAAAUAUGUAUUAUCCGGUAGUGGAGCGGGACCCAGACACCGAAAAAGCCAUCGUGAAGGUUGUGGGGCCAAUAAACCAGCCAUUUGAGGGAUUCCCUGAGAAGUAUCUUUUUAAAAGUGGAACAAAUACUGAGUAUGGAAGCCUGUGCUCAGUGGCAGAACCUAACCAAUAUCUUUCUGUUUCUGAAGAGGUCAUCACCCUCAGCUCCAAACCAUACCUUAAAUUCAGAAUCAGUCCAAACAAUCAGGCAAAUAGGAUGGCUUCAACAAACUUUGGUUUGCCUCAGUGUAGGCCAUUCUGCUCAGAUCCCUGCACAUUGAUGAGGAAUCACAGAAGAAGAAAGACAGGAAAAUACCAGCAAUCCUGUAGCAAUACCAGCAUCCAUACCCCUGUACCAAGUAGCUCUGGUCACCUAUUAUAACCUAUGAUUCAGAAUCUAUUCAUAAAAAGCAAAUAUAGCAAAUAUAUUUAGCAAAUCAAUACAGGAACAUUUAACAUAUAUGCAUCAACAUACAACAUUCAAUCAAAUUCACUGUCCAAACAUUUUUAUUGGGGGUCAAAUGGAGUAAAAAUCAGGCCAUAGUUCUGCUUGCUGCUGUAACAUUGCAUUUUAAUUUGAAUUAAUAGGUGAACUUUAAUAGGUGAACAAUUUCUUAUGAAUACCUGAGAAAUAUUUCGCAGAAUUCACUCACAAGUUAUAUUACUUUAUCACAACAACGGAUUCCUGACAAAUGAAACAUACACAAUUCUUUCAGAACUCAGAAAAAAACCCAUAUUGACAGCUCUGAGAUCCCAGAUUUCGAGUCUGAGCUUGGGUGGAAUUUUGUAUGUUUUCCUGAUGUCCACGUGGGUUUCUUCUGGGUUCACUUGUUUCUUCCCACCUUCCCAAAACGAUGCAGUAGAUGGACUGGCUAGUUUAAAUUGCCGCUAGGUGUGAAUGUUUGUCCUGAAAUGGACUGGUGUCCCAUCCAGGGUGUGCUUCUGCCUUGCAUCCAGUGUUCCCUGGAUAGG